Puccinia graminis f. sp. tritici CRL 75-36-700-3 is the source of this 792-nucleotide messenger RNA. RefSeq lists its product as uncharacterized. NCBI's taxonomy places the organism in Eukaryota, Fungi, Basidiomycota, Pucciniomycetes, Pucciniales, Pucciniaceae. The transcript is spliced from 2 exons. The coding region runs from base 134 to 511 and encodes 125 amino acids. The record is from RefSeq and is a predicted model, not a curated record.
CCACUAUCAUCUCUGGGCUUAAUUAUUACGAAAACCUCAACGACAUCAUUUCAUUCUUUAAUUGCGCAUAUCUCAAACUCACUUGCUUGCCUAUAUAGUCCCAACAGUUACAGAAAACUCAUUGGAUGACAAGAUGAGAAUCUCUACAAGUCUAAUCCAUUUCGGUGCGAUUGCCUGGGCCAACGCUGCGCCGGCUCUUUGGCCAAUAAUGAUAGCAGCGACUGUCAGGGAUGCGCAUCCCGUCUUGGAAGGAUCCCCGCAAGGAUUGAUCAGAAUGCUCAAAAUGCUCAUCGAGGACAAAGUUGCAUUCAAAUGUGCGAUGGCCGGGGAGGAAGCCGGGAUGGCUUUCGGUAAAGCCUUUCGUCGUACUAAAGGGGCACCUGAGGUAAUUGGGGAAGUGGGGUCGAUCACUAAGACCUUGAAUGAAAGUAAUCCCCCCUCGUCGAAAAUCGCUUUGAAUUCAAUCCAAUCCACACGUGGUGCAGCCAGUCACGUCACCAUAGCGACUUGAAAAACUGUUCAAAAUUUUGAAGUGUACAUGAAGGUCUCUUCCAGUGUUUCUGGUCUUCAAAAGCAUCAAAAACUAUCCCUCAUCAAGCCCAAAAGUUUUCUUUUGUUGUCCCCACAAUAUUAUUUCUGGAAAAAAAAUUCUUGCCUGCCCCCUCUUUUUUUAUUCAUAAAAGUGGGAUAUCUCAAGUGAUUUGCAAUCCUCAAUAUUAUUCUCUUUGUGCAAACAAAUACUUUCCUUAUUCUUGCCCUAAAACAAGCUUCAUUCACUAUAUCAAUAUAUCA